Messenger RNA from Pieris brassicae (large cabbage white), 993 nucleotides. RefSeq names its product pancreatic lipase-related protein 2-like. The record is from RefSeq and is a predicted model, not a curated record. Gene Ontology annotation, molecular function: lipase activity. The coding region runs from base 11 to 931 and encodes 306 amino acids. The transcript is spliced from 6 exons. NCBI's taxonomy places the organism in Eukaryota, Metazoa, Arthropoda, Insecta, Lepidoptera, Pieridae.
UCGAAGCAAGAUGUUGCUAAAACUUUUAUUAGUUUUCUGUGCCUUUGUGGGAUGCCUGACUCAGUCAGAGUACUUUGAAGAUAAUUUGGGAGGAUCGGGCAGCUUCAACGAAUAUAUUGCAUAUACAAGAGCUUCAGAAAAUGGAAGGGUGGGAAUACCAUUCAACACGACCCUAGAGUCCAUUGAAGCGGUUAAUUUUAACAGUAACUUAACCACAACUUUCAUUGUGCAUGGACACCAAGGAUCGGCGACAACAUCUCUCAACCCCACUGUUAAAGAUGCUAUAUUAACAGUCGAAGAAGCCAACGUUAUUAUAGUGGACUGGUCGCAAUAUUCACUGCAAAGUUAUGAGAACGCUGUCAAAGCAGUUCCCAGUGUUGGUACCUACUUAGCAGAUAUGAUUCAAGCCCUUCUGACAGCUAACGUUACAACCCUGGAGCAGGUUCAUUUAGUCGGCUUUGAUCUUGGGGCACAUGUGGUGGGAUAUGCUGGGAGAACACUGAACGGCGAAGUUGCGAGAAUCACUGGCUUAGAUCCAGUACGAAGAAGCUGGGGAGAGAACACCCCCCGCCUGAACAUAGAGGAUGCGAAAUACGUAGAGGUCAUUCAUACCGACACUGGUGGUGUAUUCCCCAAUGGGAUUGGAACUCCUUUGGGCCACGCUGACUUUUAUCCUAAUGGUGGAGGGAGCCAGCCUGGCUGUCUUCUCCAUAGGCCGUGUUGUCAUAAUCGCGCCUGGGAAUAUUUCGCGGCCUCUAUCACACACGGCCAUUUACAAGGAAACCAAUGUUCGUCAUUACUCCAAAUGAACUUGAACAGAUGUCGUGGUUUUCUUCACCCAAUGGGCAACAACGGUUUGUCAAAACUUGGAAGCGGAAUUUAUCGUCUAAAUACUAAAGGAACGUAUCCUUAUUUAUUGACUUGGUUUUAAUUCGACUAAGCUCCAUCACUCUUCUCAAAUAAUGUUACGAUAAAACAACUAUUAAGAUAAGA